This is a messenger RNA of Monomorium pharaonis (pharaoh ant), 3755 nucleotides long. RefSeq names its product alpha-aminoadipic semialdehyde synthase, mitochondrial (gene LKRSDH). Lineage: Eukaryota; Metazoa; Arthropoda; Insecta; Hymenoptera; Formicidae. Gene Ontology annotation, cellular component: cytoplasm. The record is from RefSeq and is a predicted model, not a curated record. The coding region runs from base 384 to 3218 and encodes 944 amino acids. Gene Ontology annotation, molecular function: saccharopine dehydrogenase activity. The transcript is spliced from 10 exons.
AAACGCGCGUGAGAACAAAAAUGGAUUUUUCCAAAGUACAUCGUAAGCUCCUCUCAAUGGUACAAUCAAUACGGUGGUCAGAGGGUCACACGAUAAGAGCGUGGCUCCGAGCUUAUCAACGAUUUUGUAAUACUUUUCGACAUUUUUCAUUAAUCCCAAAUCAUACGAGCACAUGCGUCUGGUAUAGUGCAUGUAAAGACACAGUAGUGUAUUGUCGACACGAUACAAAACGCUUAAACACGGUUCGAACACACAAGCGCGAGAUUCGCAUUAUUCCAGUCGACGCGAUCGCCGUGAAUCGGUUUCAACUAGUGAACUCUUGAUUCUCCUCGCAGCAACGGCGACCUUUACACUGUCGCUAAAUCAACAUCGACCAAGGUGUAAUGCGGAUGUUAAGACUGAUCAAAAUUGGACGUGAAUCACGUCAUUUGCUGACCGCUGCGACUCGCGUUGUCAUCCAUAACGCCAGAUGUAUAAGUAACCUUAAGGGCAAAGUAAUAGCUAUAAGACGAGAGGAUCAGUCAGUAUGGGAGAGAAGGGCGCCGUUAGCCCCGCCGAACGUUCGUCGCCUCGUCAGAUCGGGAGUGAAGGUGAUCGUGCAACCCAGCAAUCGAAGGGCGUAUCCUGCCCAAGCCUACCAGGCAGCGGGUGCCCUGCUGCAGGAAGACAUCAGCUCAGCCUCCGUCAUCUUCGGCGUCAAACAGGUGCCCGUGGACCAACUGAUACCUCACAAGACGUACUGCUUGUUUUCGCACACUAUCAAGGCCCAGGAGAGUAACAUGCCUCUCCUGGACGCGAUCCUGGAGAAAAACAUACGUCUGCUGGACUACGAGAAGCUCACGGACGCGAAUGGCCAAAGGGUGGUGGCUUUCGGCAAAUAUGCCGGAGUGGCUGGUAUGGUGAACAUACUUCACGGUUUGGGCUUGAGACUGCUGGCCUUGGGUCACCAUACUCCGUUCAUGCACAUAGGACCGGCGCAUAAUUAUCGGGACUCAGCUAUGGCACGUCAGGCAAUCCGCGGUGCAGGAUACGAGAUCGCCCUGGGCGCCAUGCCGAAGUCGAUCGGCCCGUUGACUUUCGUCUUCACCGGCAGUGGUAACGUUAGCCAGGGUGGCCAAGAGGUCUUCCAGGAGUUGCCCCACGAAUACGUGCCGCCCGAAAUGUUGCGGAAAGUCGCCGAGCACGGUGAUACGACGAAGGUAUACGGCUGCGAGGUGCGACGCAGGCAUCAUCUGGAGAGGAAGGAGGGCGGCGGCUUCGAUCCCGAGGAGUACGAUCAGCAUCCGGAGCGGUACAUCUCCACUUUCAGCAAGAAGAUCGCGCCAUACGCCUCGGUGAUCAUCAACGGCAUAUACUGGGCGGUGGACUCGCCGAAGUUGUUGACGAUACCGGACGCGAAGUAUCUUCUUAGACCGGCUAACACGCCAUGGCUACCGAUAAGCGUCGGCGCACCCGCCCUGCCGCACAGGAUGCUCGGCAUCUGCGACAUAUCCGCGGAUCCGGGCGGCAGCAUCGAAUUCAUGAACGAAUGUACGACGAUCGACACGCCAUUUUGCCUGUACGAUGCGGACCGGAACAAGGACACGAAGUCCUUCAAGGGUCCUGGCGUGCUGGUUUGCUCGAUCGACAAUAUGCCUACGCAACUGCCAAGGGAAGCGACGGAUUUCUUCGGCAAUCUUUUGUAUCCGUACGCCCUGGACAUCAUACAGUCGGACGCGAAAAAGCCGCUGGACGAGCAUAACUUUAGCCCUGCCGUGUACGGUGCCAUUAUCGCGUCCAAUGGAAAAUUAACGUCCAAUUUCGAGUACAUUCAGGAACUCAGACAGCUUAAUCAACGCAGUAAGCACAAAGCCGAUAACGGAGAACAGCAGAGCAAAACGGUGGUCGUCCUCGGCGCAGGAUACGUUUCCGCUCCCUUGGUCGAGUAUUUGCACAGGGAUAAGAACAUAAGGCUAGUGGUGGCUUCACAGUUAAAAGACGAGGCUGACGCGUUGGCCAAUCGGUUCUCCGGUGUAGAGCCGGUCUUCUUGAACGUCCUGGAUCGCCCCGAUACGUUGCACGACGUGAUAAAGUCAUCGAACGUGGUCGUUUCCCUUUUACCGUAUUCGCUGCAUCACGUCAUCGCCAAAGCUUGUAUAGAAACUAAGACACACCUGGUGACAGCGAGCUACAUGAACGAAGACGUCAAGGCGUUACACGAAGAAGCCCAAGAAGUAGGUGUUACCGUGCUGAAUGAAGUCGGAUUGGAUCCCGGCAUCGAUCAUCUUCUGGCAAUCGAGUGUUUCGACGAUGUGAGACAAGCGGGUGGCAAGAUAGAGUCUUUUGUCUCGUGGUGCGGCGGCUUGCCCGCGCCGGAGUGUUCCGACAAUCCUUUGAGGUAUAAAUUCAGCUGGUCCCCACGAGGCGCACUGCUAAACACCUUGGCGCCAGCGAAGUACCUUCACGAGGGUCAGGAGGUAGAGAUCGCGGGAGGCGGCGAUUUGAUGUCCACCGUGCAGGACCUGGACUUCCUUCCGGGCUUCGCUUUGGAAGGCUUCCCCAAUCGUGACAGCACGAUAUAUAGAGAUUACUAUGGAUUGCAAAACGCGAGCACCGUGCUGCGUGGUACGCUCAGGUUCAAGGGAUUCUCAGAUACCAUACUAGGUCUGCAAUUGCUCGGUCUGAUCGAUCCCAAUCCACAUCCAAUUCUACACCCGAAUGGUCCGGAUAUCACCUGGCGAGUGUUGGCGUGCAACUUGCUUGGUCUGGCGAACGACAACAUCUUCUACGGAAACCUGAAGCAAAAAUUGGCGGAAAGAGUGAACUCGUGGGAGCGCGUGAAGGCCAUCGAGGAACUGGGUCUCCUGGAAGAGGACCUGGUCUUGAAAUUAAACACCCCUCUCGACACGCUUACGCAUUACCUGUCGAAGAAACUCUAUUAUGAGAAAAACGAACGCGAUCUCGUGAUACUAAGGCACGACGUAAGUAUACUUUGGCCGGAUAGUAGGAGGGAAUCCAGAGGGAUCAACCUGGUGCUUUAUGGAGACGCUGCCUCUGGACAAUCCGCAAUGGCGCGUACCGUCGGUUAUCCCACGGCUAUCGCUGUCAAAAUGAUUCUGGAUGGUGAAAUUCAGCAACGUGGAAUGGUGCUGCCUUUUACGCCCGACAUAUAUCGACCUAUUCUUAAUCGACUGAGAGCUGAAGGUGUACAAUCCUUUGAGACUUCUAAAUGGUUGUAACUGAUGUACCAUAAACUGAUAACUGAACGUAAUUUUUUUGUCAAUGUACAUAUACUUUGCAGUAGAAAAACUCUAAAGUGUAUUUCACUGUCAUUUACACAUAAUAUACGAAAAAUGAAAAAUUUUUAUAAAUUUUAUAAUUUAUAACAAUUUUUAUACUUAUGUUAAAUAUGUGCACUAUUGUGUAAGUAUAGUAUUAUUCUAAUUAAAAAAAAAAAAAUUAAAAAAAACGAUAAAGAAUAAUUUCUUUUCAUUUUCUAUUAUACUUAUUUAUAUAUGUAUAUUAAUGAUUUUUAUAUCAAAACUAUUUCUAGAUUAAUAAACAUUUGAUAGGAAAGUCAGGAAGACGGGACCUUUAAUUUGAUAUAUUUAACAUUUAUUGAUAUUACCACCCCUGCGUGGAAAAUCGCUAACAAUACAAUGAUAUUUCGCUUAUUGCAAUCUUUUUGUCUCAGUAAGUCUAAUCAUCUUAAGAUAUAAUUAGAAUGAUAACACAGGAACACUCUCGCCUCUACGCGUUACGAUUUGAUUGAAAAA